Messenger RNA from Sclerotinia borealis F-4128, 744 nucleotides. The record is from the annotation of a GenBank genome assembly. Lineage: Eukaryota; Fungi; Ascomycota; Leotiomycetes; Helotiales; Sclerotiniaceae.
AUGGCAUCUUCAACAGCAACAGCAACACCUUCACGACUUAAUACCUUUGAGAGACCUCCUUCGCGGACUGAUUUCGAAAGACGUGUUGAUGAUGUGAAACCAAUGAAAAGUGACAUCAAUGCUCUGAUAUUAGACUACCUCACGACUGAAGGUUAUCCAUCCGCCGCCGCAAGGUUUUCCAAAGAAGCGAAUCUUAAGCCACAGCAAGAAGAAGAGUCUGUUAGAGCUCGUCAAGCCAUUCAACAUUCCAUUCAUUUGGGAAGUAUACAAGAUGCUAUCGAGGCCCUCAACGAACUCGAACCUCAGCUCGUUGAGCUUAUACGGACUUGUAAUGCAACCCCUGGCAGUGACAUCAGUCUCGCAUUAAAUUUUGCGACAACUCAACUUGCGCCUCGAGCGCCGGCCAACCCUGUAUUUUUGGAAGAUCUUGAAAGAACAAUGGCCCUACUGGUUUUCCCAUCGGAUAAUCUGGAACCACAGCUAGCUGCUUUACUGCAUCCUGAUCUUAGAAGGUCUGUUGCAGAUAAAGUGAACAAGGCGAUUUUGCAAUCACAGAAUCAACGUCGAGAUGCGGCCAUUAGAGAUCUUGUUCGUCUACGUGCUUGGGCCGAGAAUACCGCACGAGAUGCUAAAAAGGAUAUACCAGAUCUCAUCGAGCUGGGUCUCGAUGACGGCAAUUUUGAUGAUGAUAAUAUACAUGGGAAUGGAUCCCAUGCAAACGAAGCAAUGAUGAUGACACACUGA